This is a messenger RNA of Helianthus annuus (common sunflower), 2306 nucleotides long. Its product is annotated as transmembrane 9 superfamily member 7. The transcript is spliced from 7 exons. Gene Ontology annotation, cellular component: membrane. The record is from RefSeq and is a predicted model, not a curated record. Gene Ontology annotation, biological process: protein localization to membrane. NCBI's taxonomy places the organism in Eukaryota, Viridiplantae, Streptophyta, Magnoliopsida, Asterales, Asteraceae. Bases 105 to 2027 code for a protein of 640 amino acids.
AAUAGCAAAAAAAGGAGUGGAGUUAGAUACACAAUCUCCUCUAUAAAGAAUCUCACAACACACGAAAAACGGAUUCGUUCUACUUCUGGAUCGAGAUCUUCAAAAUGGAGCGAAGAACCUCCAAUCGAUUACUGUCGGUUAUCUUCACAGCAAUCGUCUUCUUCAUCUCAUCUUCAGAAUCAUUCUAUCUUCCCGGUGUUGCUCCUCGUGAUUUUCAACGAGGUGAUUCUCUUCAAGUUAAAGUCAACAAGCUUUCUUCUACAAAAACACAACUUCCUUAUGAAUACUAUUACUUGAACUACUGUAAGCCAAAGCACAUUCAAAACAGUGCUGAAAAUUUGGGGGAGGUGCUCAGAGGUGACCGCAUCGAAAAUUCAGUUUACACGUUUUCUAUGAACGAGGAACAACCAUGCAAAGUCGGUUGCCGCAUAAAGCUUGAUGCUGGAUCUGCAAAAAAGUUCAAAGAAAGCAUUGAUGAUGAGUACCGCGUUAACAUGAUUUUGGAUAACCUUCCAGUUGCUGUUCUUAGACAAAGACGGGAUGGUGUUCAGUCAACCACUUACGAGCACGGUUUUCGUGUCGGUUUUAAAGGAAAUUAUGCUGGGAGCAAAGAGGAAAAGUAUUUCAUCAAUAAUCAUCUCAGCUUUAGAGUCAUGUAUCACAAGGAUCUUGAAACCGAUUCUGCUCGAAUCGUUGGAUUCGAAGUUACUCCAAACAGUAUCAGCCACGAGUAUAAAGAUUGGGAUGAAAAGAACCCACAACUCACGACUUGCAACCAAAAUACCAAAAACAUAAUUCAAGGAAGCACGGUACCGCAAGAAGUUGAUACAAAUAAAGAGGUGGUAUUCACAUUUGAUGUUACUUUCAAGGAGAGCGAUAUCAAAUGGGCUUCACGUUGGGACACGUACCUCCUUAUGAACGACGAUCAAAUCCAUUGGUUUUCAAUAAUCAACUCCUUGAUGAUAGUCCUUUUUCUUUCUGGAAUGGUAGCCAUGAUCAUGAUGAGAACGCUUUACAGAGAUAUCGCAAACUAUAAUCAGUUAGAUACACAAGACGAAGCUCAAGAAGAAACCGGGUGGAAACUUGUUCACGGAGAUGUCUUCAGGGCUCCUGAAUAUUCGGGAUUACUCUCGGUUUAUGUCGGGACUGGCGUCCAGCUUUUCGGAAUGACACUUGUCACCAUGAUAUUCGCAUCUCUAGGGUUCUUAUCACCAUCUAACCGUGGUGGCCUUAUGACCGCCAUGGUUCUGUUAUGGGUUUUUAUGGGACUGUUCGGUGGUUACGCCUCUGCACGAAUUUACAAAAUGUUCAAGGGCACAGAGUGGAAAAAGAACACGUUAAAAACAUCGUUUAUGUUUCCCGGUAUUUUAUUCGCAAUUUUCUUCGUCUUGAACGCAUUGAUUUGGGGCGAAAAAUCAUCCGGAGCCGUACCGUUUGGAACCAUGAUUGCUCUGGUUUGCUUAUGGUUCGGGAUAUCCGUCCCGUUAGUCUUCGUGGGCAGUUACUUGGGUUUCAAGAAACCCGCGAUCGAAGAUCCGGUGAAAACAAACAAAAUCCCACGACAAGUACCCGAGCAAGCUUGGUACAUGAAACCCGUGUUCUCAAUUCUGAUCGGUGGAAUCCUUCCUUUUGGCGCGGUUUUCAUCGAGUUAUUCUUCAUCUUGACAUCCAUAUGGUUGAACCAGUUCUACUACAUAUUCGGGUUUCUUUUCAUCGUGUUUGUGAUCUUGAUCAUUACUUGUGCCGAGAUAACAGUCGUGUUAUGUUACUUCCAAUUAUGUAGUGAAGAUUACCAUUGGUGGUGGCGGGCGUAUUUGACAGCUGGCUCAUCCGCGCUGUACCUUUUUCUCUACUCGAUCUUCUACUAUUUCACCAAAUUGGAAAUCUCAAAGCUGGUUUCGGGUAUUCUCUACUUCGGGUACAUGUUGAUUGCUUCGUAUGCUUUCUUUGUGUUGACCGGUACCAUCGGUUUCUACGCUUGUUUGUGGUUUGUGCGCAAGAUAUAUUCAUCUGUGAAGAUAGACUGAUACAUUGGAGCUUAAAAUAGAAUGAGUGGCAUGAGAUAGAAGGAAACAGUGUAGAGGUGAGUUCAGUCGAGUUCGUUGUGUAUCUUUGGUUACGCGACUAUGAAGAAACGCAUACUUUUUAGAAGAAUUUCAAGCCCGUAAAACGACUUUGUAUGUUCGCUAGUUUCUAGUAUAUGUUUUUUUCUUCUUAAUAUCGAAUUUUUGUAUGUUAUAUGAACUGCAUUUAUCUUAUAGCAUUAUUGUUGUGUUGUUGGUUUAUCAAUUCCAUUCAAAACUCAA